This is a messenger RNA of Colius striatus (speckled mousebird), 2106 nucleotides long. It is a transcript of the gene TMEM150A, whose product is annotated as transmembrane protein 150A. NCBI's taxonomy places the organism in Eukaryota, Metazoa, Chordata, Aves, Coliiformes, Coliidae. The transcript has 7 exons. Bases 70 to 888 code for a protein of 272 amino acids. The record is from RefSeq and is a predicted model, not a curated record.
GCGGCCGCCCGGCAGCAGGAGGCAGCGGCGAGGCUGCCCCGGGGCCGCUCGCCCGAAGCCCGGCGGGGCAUGCCCGGCCCCACGAUGCCGGCCUGGGGGAUCCUGCCCGUCACGCUGCCCGCCUUCACCAUCACCGGCAUGUGGAUCGUGUAUGCCAUGGCACUCUCCAACAACCACAUCUGCCCUGUCCACAACUGGAAUUACAACCAGUCCUGUGGCGUGGAUAGCCCCGGCUCCUGCUGCACGCUGGACCACAUCCCCCUUGUCAGCAAGUGUGGGACGCUGCCUCCCGAGAGCUGCUUCUUCAGCCUCAUCUGCAGCCUGGGCUCCUUCAUGGUGAUGCUGGUGGGGCUGCUGCGCUACGCACACCUCCUGGAGCGCCUGGGACCCUCGCUGCUCAACACGCUGGGGCUGGGCACGGGCUGGCUCUGCGCCGCCGGCCUCACCAUGGUCGGCAACUUCCAGGUGGAUCACGCCAAGGUGCUGCACUACAUCGGGGCCGGGGUGGCCUUUCCCACCAGCAUGCUGUUCCUGCUCCUGCAGUCCAUCCUCACCUACCGCAUGGCCAAAACCCGCGGGCAGUACUGCACCGGCCACCUGCGCAGCGUCCUCACCGCCCUGGCCUUCGUCACCCUCAUCUUCAGCGGGGUGUUCUUCAUCCAGGAGAGCUUUGUUCUGCAGCACGUGGCUGCGCUGUGCGAGUGGAUGUUCAUCAUCGAUGUCCUUGUCUUCUACGGCACCUUCACCUUUGAGUUUGGGGCCAUCUCCACAGACACCUUCCUGGUGCUGCUGAAAGCCAGCCGGGCCCCCAAGAGUUACAAAGGCGAGAGCAGCGUGUGUGGCACAGCCCACGUCCGCAGCCACGCCGAGGGCCUGGCCAUGGCCUGAGCCCCGGCCAGGGCAGGGGCGGCAGCUCCCGUGGGCACCCCAGAGCAGGGGCUGCCGCUGCCUCCCCCGCCUCGAAGGUCUCGGAGUCCCUGACUGCCUCGGGGGGGUUGCAGGCAUGGUCCCCUCCCUGCCCCCGGGGUUUGGGGGCUCUGUGGGGUGUGGGGACCCAGCCUGGUGCUGUGGGGAUCUGCCCCAGAGCCUCUGGGGUUGCCCCAUCUGAGUCGGGGACUGUGGGGAGCAGAGGCCCCCUCCGUAAGGGCUGUGGGGGAGCAGGAGGCUCACCCUCCCCUCACCUGGUGUGCUGGGAAGGGUCUGAUUCCUGUUCCCCCUUCCUGCACAGCCGUGGGCGUGGGGUUCAGCAGAGCAAGCCUUCCCGCUGGCUGCUGUGACUGUCAGAGGAGCCAAAUCCCAGAGUGCCUUUUCCCUCGUGCCUGGGGAGGCUCUGCCAGCACCCCCGGUCAGGAUGGUAGUGGGGGACUCUCCCUGCCCACCCAGGGAGGGUAAUGCCUUGUGCUGCUGUGAGCUGGCAGCAGCAGCCCCCCCAGCCAGGGCUCUCUCUUCUCAGGGCCUUCCACGCCCCCAACCGCUGCCUUUUGCCCCGUUUCUCAGCCUGGAGGAGGGGUGCUGAGGCGGAUCUCACCUCCUGGGCCCCUGGCAGGCAGCUUAGGGGAGAGAUGUCUGUGCGUGGCCUGUGACACCAGCGUGUCCUGCACACGGUGCCUGCAGAGCAGCAGGUUUCCCCCACGUCCUGCGGGGAGCCUGCAGCCCCCAGCCCCGCUGCAGCCCCCACCCAGGGAGCGCAGGCAGGGGGAGGGGAAGCACGUCCCGGGGAAGGGAGGGAGCCAGCGCCCCGUUCUUCUGGGACUCUCACAGCCGUCCUCUGGUGCCUUUCCCCGCACUCAGCCCUGGCAGCCCGGGCCUGGGGCAGCGUGGCGGGGCUGCGGUGGGGUGUGAAUGUGAGUGUGUGUGUGUGUGUAGAGAGCUGCACAUAUAUAUACGUAUAGACAAUGUUUCCCUGUCCCAGGAGCGGGGCCUCUGCUGCUGCUGUGUGUGUUGAUCAGGAUGGGCUUGCUCGUUUGCCCACCCUUUCAGAACCGGCCGAUAAAUCCACCUGUACGUGUAGCUGGAGGAGGAGCGUUUCUGACUUUUAUAUCUAAUAUAUAUUUUAAAGCGUCUAUAUAUAUAUGUAAAGAGAGAAGUGCGAAUUUACAGUAAUAA